Molecule: messenger RNA, 731 nt
Organism: Cylicocyclus nassatus
Lineage: Eukaryota; Metazoa; Nematoda; Chromadorea; Rhabditida; Strongylidae
Source: the annotation of a GenBank genome assembly
AUGCAACCUCCUACGGCUAAUAACGAAUUCAAAAUGAUGCUUACGCGUCUUGUUAAGUUAUAUGUUCGUUGUUCUUACAUGGCCUCCUAUCCAACUGUGUCAAAAUCUGAGAUGUCCUUAUCUUUACUAACACCUCGACUAAUAUCACGCCAGUGUCUCAUUCGUAUAAUUGCUAUACGAAGUGCAUCCGGAUUCAAGCUACGGGGAGAGCAGUCAUUAAAAGCGGAUCCAGAUCAAGGAUAUUUCAAAUAUGAACGAGAUAUCUCCCGCGAUAAACGAUAUAGCAAUCCACAGAAGCUUGGAGACACACCCAUGAGGUUCUUAGUUCGCAAGCUUGGUCAUGCCUACGAGCUGUAUCCUAUCUUUGCGCUAACUGGUGUAUGGUUCAUCCUAUUCUGCUAUAUUAUAUACUAUUCAUUCGAGAAGAUGGAAGUCUGGAUUGACAGAAGCAAAACCACUGCUCCAUGGGACUGGGAGAGAGUUCGUGAUAAUUACUGGAAGAAGCCAACGCUUGCUUUCGACAGACAGGGCGUUAGCCAUGUAAGACUGGGUAUCAUGGAGCAGCUUCAAGACGAGAUGCUCGAAGCGGCUAGAGCACGAGGAACUCGAUAGAUUAUAGCGUGUAAUAUAGCUUUCUGGAAAGUAGUAUCGUUAUACCCAUGCUUCCUUUGUUUUAUUUUCAUCAUUGAGUUGACCAUGUAACAAUGUAACUGAAUGAAAUUUCAAGGGAA